UCUGAACGUAAACAAUAACUUUUUGUAUAAUUUUUAUUUAUUCGAAGUACAUAUUGACAAAAAAAUAUAAUUUUAUAAAUUUUUCACUGUAGCAAUUUAUUCCUACUGAACGAAAUCUGUAUGUAUAUACGUGUUCUUGGUAUUUUAUUUUGGGCAGUGCCAGUAAUUGCAUUUUCUUUAUUUCCGAAAUCAUCGGAAAUACUGAAGUUUGGAUAAAAAUCAAAUACAUUGCGUUGUGCACUUUACUUCUCCGAAAAAAUCAUUUACUAUCGUUUAGCGGAAUACAGACCAGACUAGACUGUAUAGUGUACAGUCUCUGCUAGUGUGGAAAGGGGAGUGGUGCGCUUGCGCGUACAAGAUGCCGAGAACCUUGGCACAUUUAUAAGAUUAGCAGGAGCCAGAGUUCAGUUAACUACGGCGAAGGAUAGCCUGUCUGUUAUAGAUCAGGGAAUAGUGCACGGCGAUGGCAGCAGCUACAGAGUCAAAGCGAAUUGCGGUGGUGGGUGCCGGACCGGCAGGUCUGUGUGCCGCUAAACACUGCCGAGACGCGAGCUUUGACUGUACCGUGUUCGAGCAAUCCGGGUAUCUCGGUGGCACUUGGCGGUACACAGACUGUACACGCACUGACGAGUAUGGAGCUCCCAUCCACACGAGCAUGUACAGCAAUCUCAAAACUAAUUUGCCGAAAGAAGUUAUGAUGUUUCCCGGAAUACCAUACAAGAACGAAAAGGAUUCAUAUUUGACAUCAGAUGAAGUCUUGGAAUAUAUAAAUGAUUAUGCCGACAAAUUCCAACUUCGAAGUUUGUGCAAGUUCCAUCAUCUCGUCACGAAGAUCAGCCGGAGAGAAUCGGAAUGGGAAGUGACAGUAGAGGAUCUACAAAACAAGGCGUCUUGCACCUAUUAUUUUGAUAUUUUGUUCAUCUGUAACGGGGUAAACAAUACGCCUUUCACAGCCCACAUUGAGGGAGUGGAACACUUCAGGGGUCGUAGUAUGCACAGUCACGAGUACAGGAAGUCGGAGUCAUUUCUUGGCCAGCGGGUGCUUGUUGUAGGUGGCGGACCCUCGGGCAUGGACCUCACCGAGCAUAUAUCACGCUGUGCAGACAAGGUAUUCAUGUCACAUCACAGCAAGACUAUAAAGAACCUUCGCUUUCGAUCCAAUGUGGAGAUAAAACCCAAUGUCCGGCGUUUGUUGGAGCAUUCUGUAGAGUUCACAGAUGACUCGGUCGAGGACAUAGACACUUUGGUGUACUGCACAGGGUUCAGUAAGAACUAUAAAUUCCUGGACGAGUCAUGUGAGAUCACAGAGGACCAAGGACUCGUUUAUCCUCUGUACAAGCAUUGCAUCAACGCCAACCAUCCUUCCAUGUGUGUCUUGGGAAACCUGGUGUACAGCAUGCAGUUUCCUACUUUUGACAUACAGGUUCGCUUCUUCAUGAAAACACUAUCCAACAACAUUUUGCCAGGACAUAAAGAGAUGUUAGAGGAUAUUAAAGAGAAUAUAGAUAGGAAGUUGGUGGACGGGGCUCCGAAGAAGGCUUUAUUUCGUACCUGGGCUGACGAGGACAGGAUCUACUUCAACCAGCUGGUGGAGUUGGCAGCGAUCGAACCUAUACCGAGAGUUCUACACGAGAUCCAUGCUGACGCCACUGUUAAUCUACUUCAAAACUUUGGUCAUUUUCAAAACAAUAAGUAUGUAAUUGUUGACGAUGAGCAUUUCUUGUUCUACCCAGCUACUUCAGUUUAAACUGGAGAAAAUGCAGAUCUUGCUUAGUCUUGUCGAAUUUUGGUAUAAAUUGUGGGUUACGAGAAUUUAUAGGUAAAACAAAAAACAGAAAGAAAGUUAUAGAUGUAGUUACGUCAUCUAUAACUUCAGGUGAAUCAAUAAUGGCAAGGUAAAGGUAUGCCAGACUAUUAGAAUAUAAUUGCAUGUUAUACAAGAUAGAAUUGUUAUCAACUUUUUGAGCUAUGUUCCAAACUUCAAGAGUUAAGGUUUUUGCAAAUGUCACGUUGAAAUCAACCAAAUAUUUGUACUUAACACACAGACAAGAAAGUGAGCUAAUAGAACCUUUCGAUCUACUAUAAAUGACAACCACACUCUGUCCAUUUAAUUUUCAUCAGUAAUAUCAGCCAAAAAAUAAACCUUUUAGUUUGCAAUUGUCAUUAUAGAUUAAGCUGAAAUGUUUAAGCUUUGUACGAAAUCAAUCAAUCCAACACAUACGAUGGUAUGCAUAUUCGUCCGUUAUACAGACAUAAGUCGGAUUUCGUCAUCAGCAACUGGUGUAGGAGCCAUUGUUAAACGCUUAGCCUA
This is a messenger RNA of Homalodisca vitripennis (glassy-winged sharpshooter), 2311 nucleotides long. RefSeq names its product senecionine N-oxygenase-like. Gene Ontology annotation, molecular function: NADP binding; flavin adenine dinucleotide binding; N,N-dimethylaniline monooxygenase activity. The coding region runs from base 464 to 1747 and encodes 427 amino acids. Lineage: Eukaryota; Metazoa; Arthropoda; Insecta; Hemiptera; Cicadellidae. The transcript has 7 exons. The record is from RefSeq and is a predicted model, not a curated record.